UCGGGAGGAAGAACGAUCGCCGUUGUUUGUGCAGGUUAUGCAGUCGCUCUCUAUGUGGGGGUGCUCGUGAUGCGAAGGAACAUUUUUUUCGUGGCGAGGGGUAUAGAUGCCCCGUGGCGACUCCGACGGUGUAGCACGCGAUUUGGUCAAAGGAUAUGUCCAAGUGUCCUGCACAUUUGGCUUCUGCCGUGCAAGCCUUGCAGAGUCUCCAUCCAGGUCAUCCCUCUUUUCAAUGGUCACCUCUUCGUUUUCCCGAGGACACCGUUCCGCCGCCCCCAUCGACCGCCGCCCCCCCGCAAGUGGAGCCAUUUCCAUGUGCACCACUUGCUACCCUCCCCCCUCGUCCGGCGGCAGUCUCACCUGCGCCGCUUCGUCAAACGAUUCCGCAGUCGUUGAUGGCAGGCCAUAUGUGGCAGCGCAAGGCACCGUGCCAGUUUCGGGUGUCGGGGAACCAGUACCGUUCGACGAGCAAGGCACUCGUGCUUUCGUCGAGGGCGAUGGGUGGGGGAAGGGCGCUGGCACAUCAUCCGGCCUCGCCCCGUUGUUCACUCGUAACAGGGACAAGGUCCCAAGAGUUCGACGCGCAAGCACACGUCCGGCCGUGGCAGGAGCACCCGCAACAGGACAUCAAUCCGCUGCGUAUCCAUGGUUGUCUCCCCCUCCUUCGCAAACACGACGACCUACACCAGACUCGACUUCGGCACCAGCUGGCGAGGCCGCUGCAACGGCCCUCGAGGGUGCGGGAAACAUCCAGCUCGACGAGCCCGUUCAGGUUUCGGAUUCGUCACCCACUCCUGUGCCAGUGAACAGCCUGACCUCGCAGCACGGUGUUUUUGGGACACAAGAUCCUUUAAAGAAUUUGUGCAACAUUGCAACUCUGAGUCCAGGCCCCACCGCAUCAUCACCUGCGGCCGGGGGCGGGGUGUGGGAUUCACUAGGUAUGGGCGGCGGUGCACGAGUGAGGGGCACUUACAGGCAGCAGGCGGUGACCUCGUAUUACAACGACCCGCUGGAGCACGGAUGGCACCUGCAGAUCAUGCGAUUCAUUGUCGAGAGCGGCAUGUUGUUCAACUGCGUGAAGCUUGAGAGCUUCAAACGCAUGUUGACGUUGAUCAUCCCGCCUGGGGUUCCAGGAGUCCCCACCCCAAAACCCCCAACGUAUCACAUGAUCCGUACCACACUUUUAGAUGAGCUUGAUGUGGAACUCGCUGACAUCAUCGCUUUCGUCACAGACUCUGCCAGUUCGAACGUUUCUGCGAUGGAGGUGUUCCAGAAGGAUGAGAGUGUCAAGCACAUCUUCUGGAUUCCUUGUGUGGCACACGUCAUGGACCUCAUCCUUGAGGACAUCGGCGACAUUGAGUGGGUGGCGACCCGCAUUGCUCAGGCGCGUUUGGUCACAAAGUUUUUCAAGCGUCAUAGCCACGCUCGUGAAGUUUUUCAAGCUUUCACGAGGAAGGCUCUGCUGCUUCCCGCCGAGACUCGCUUCGGUACGCAUGUGAUUAUGAUGCGACGAGUUCUUCUGCUGCAAUCGCAUCUUAUGCAGGUGGUCGUCGAUGAUCGGUGGAAGGACACUGUUUGCUCAACGAAGAAAAUUCAAGACGACGCUGCGGAGGUCACAACAUGUGUUGGUUGUCCUCAGUGGUGGGAGGGUAUGAGAGCGCUGUACAAGUUGUUGGAUCCCAUCAUGGACAUGCUGCAGAUGGAGGACAGCGACACGAGGCAGAUUGGCAAGAUUUUGCGUCGGUACGACGAGAUGAUUGUGCGUUGUUUGUCUGCAUGUGCCGCUUUGGAGAAGGACGAGCAGGAUGCACUGCUUGAAGUGUUUGACAGACGCCGCAACAUGUUCAAGUCGCCUGCUCAUGUUGCUGCCAUGAUAUUGGACCCCGAGUUUCGAGACCGCACGAUGCCAGACGACGAGGAGAUGCAGCACGGUUUGAAACUCGCUCUGAUUCAGUUUGGAUUGGAGGUGGCGAGGGCCGAGAAGCUGGUGCGAUGCCAUUGGAACCUUCGGCUCCUCGACAGGCAGGCUAUGUUGGACGAUGCUCCCAAUGACAGGCCACAUCCGUAUGGGAGCUGGGUGCACUACUGGCAGCAGGUGGAGGAGGAGGUGCCCACCGACCAGCAGCUUGUGGCAGACCGAGGAGCUCGUGUGACGGUCACGAAGGAGGAGUUGACGCAGGCGAGAGAGAGGAUGCGCGCUGUGUCCCGCAUGGGAGUCACUCGUUGCUUGCGGGAGUCUGACAGGAAGAGGUGUCGUGGCGGCGGUCGCGGAGGUGGUCGUCGGGGCGGUCGUGGGCGAGGCGGGCGUGGAGGUCCUGGCGGGAGGCAUAGUGUUGCGAGUCGUGGAAGAGCAGCGGACGAGCUAGUACGCAAGCCUCGACACCGAUGGGAUGAGGGAGACUUUUUGUACGAGAGCUCGUCCAGCGAUGACGAGGAUUUCUUCGGGACUGGCAGGCCUGCACAGGAUGGCGACAGCGAUUUCGACGACCGUGGGUUUGGCGUGGACGACGACGAUGGCGCCAGUGGCGAUGAUCACGGCGACGAAGGAGACAGGCCACGACCUGCACAUGGUGACACGAUGCGCGACGACGGGGCAGGGGGCGAGCGCCGCACAGCAGUAGAUGACGCUCGGGAUGGAGUGGAUGAUGAUGCUCGAGAUGGAGUGGAUGAUGGUUCACGACCUGUCCCGGGCGGUGACCUGAGGCGCUUGAAACGCGCACCAAGGGAAAAAGACACUAUCGCUUCACGUGUGCGCAAACGUCAUGGUGGGGUUGCUAGCGUUCCACUACCACGAGUCCCCGCAACUGAGCACAUUCCAGUUUUUGAGGACUCUUUUAGCGAUCACGGCGGCGAGGAGCGGAUCGAGCUGCAUGGCGGGAGUGGUCAUCCACGAGGUGACACUUUGAGUAUGCACGCGACAGCUCCGAUGGGGYCUUCCGCAGCAGUCCCAGAAUCGCAACAGGGUCCAGCACAGUUGAUGCGUCAUCCCGAGGUUCAGGGAGAGAUCGGUCCUCUCCCGGCAGUGCAGGACGAGGGUUCUGUCGGUGCACUGCAUCCACUCACGUCUGCCGGAGCGGCAGUCUCAGUUGCAGCGACCUCGGAUGUGGGACUGCCACUGGCAGCGGCAAAGCAAGAAAGUAUGCUCCCACCUCGCAGUGUUCAACCGCGGCCACCGCCUGCAUUGAUGGAGGGGAGUCAGGGGACCGUUGAUGUGUGUCUAGGCGACGAUCUCCCGGAACAUGAGAUCUCACACACUCCCGCAGCCGAGCAGAGCGCCGCAGACCAUGUCGGCCUCGCAUGCCCAACCGGCGGUCUUCCGGGUACCGGCGAGUUACUGGUCGGCGAGUUACUGGCCAUGGACUCUGCGCUUGUUUCUCUACCGGACUUGUCGACGUUGAUAUCCCCAGGUCUACCCCAUGUGUCACCGCCCAAGCCACAACAGCCUGUCGUCAUGGAGCGUGGAUUGGACGGGUUUGACGUGGCAGGAGGCAAUGUCGCCGAUAUGAUUACGACUGCCACGCCCACGAUUUUUCGUGUUGGCAAACCACGCGAGGUGGCCCUUGGUUUGGCGGAGACGGCGACGCGACACCGCCACGACGGUCAGCGCAGCAUCGCACAACGCAGUCUUUCUCAUUCGUUUGACGGCGCAGAGGAAGGGUCUCCUGGUGGGCCAGUUGACGCAGUCGAAAGAGAAGCAAGACCCCCAAGUCCGCCGUCAAACUCAGAGCAUCAUCCGAUUGCCGCGACUGUCGGCGCAGAUGCGGGCGUCCCCAUCGCAAACACUUUGGACGCGACAGAACAGCCUGUGGUUGGGUCAUCGCCGACAGCACGGCGCGACAGAGCUACUGUUUUGCCGACAGUAGCAUUCUAUGCCAGCGGGAAGAGUACUGGGGGGAUGGAUGAGCAAAGAGUCCGGAAUGUUGGCAGGCCAUCUGCACCAUCCAUGGGGACACGAUCCAUUGGGAGUGUGGAUGGUGCUCGGCACACCGCCAUAGCAGAGUUUGAGGACCGACACGGGAGUGCUUURCCGACGAAGACGUCUGAUGUCCAUGCUACGAGAGCCGCGAAGGCGAGUCUUUCUCGGGCAAGGAAGAAGGCCUCGGCAAGGAAGGCGUCACGUUCAUCCUCACAUAUACGUUCCCGAGAGAGAGGAUUGGGCGUUGUGCAUCUCGAGGACGGAGAGAUUGCACCUGACGGCGACGCAUUAGAUGUUGGAGGGAGGGAUGCAAUGACGACGGAUAUCGUCGACAGGGAGGGCACAGAGGAUGCAGUGGCAGGUCAGAAGAGACGCGGCAGUGUACUUAUCGUCCACGACGACAGCACGGAUGUCGCCCCGGGAGAGACCACAGGCACUGAUGAUGCAGGGGACUCCGAUUACAUACCCAGAUCACGGGCGGCUGAUGGAGAUGAUGGAGGAGGGCGACGAGUGAGACCGAGGACACGACUCGGGCCGCAAGGGCAGCGAGCACAGGGCACACCAUCAGCGAUGAUUCCUGCCCCCAUAGAUCGGCGAGCUCAGGUGCAGCGGUUGCUGCGCAAAAUGGAGUGGGGAUAUUUCCGGUUGUAAAAUGUAGAUCGAUUUCCAAGGUGUGUGGAGUUACUGUAGUAGAAUGGCUAAUGAAAGAGAAAAGGUCAC
Molecule: messenger RNA, 4636 nt
Organism: Chara braunii
Lineage: Eukaryota; Viridiplantae; Streptophyta; Charophyceae; Charales; Characeae
Source: the annotation of a GenBank genome assembly